AAGCCUACUCCUGGAAAAGCCGAGAAAGGAAGAGGGAGAAGGAGGAACGGACGGACGGACGGGAGGAUGGGCAAGCUCGGGCUCGUCUUCUUGCCGUUGUGGAGUGCUGGCCACCUGAUACCCAUGGUAGAGACGGCCAAACUCCUUCUCCGUCACCAAACCCCUGACAAUCUCUUCUCCAUCAACGUCCUUGUCAUCCAACCCCCCAAGCCCGCGUCGAUCUCCACCAUCUCCUCCUACAUCCAGUCCGUCUCCUCCUCCAGCCUCGACAUCCGCUUCCAAAACCUCCCCCCCGUCGACCCACCCACUGACAGCCAGGGGGUGGAGGACUUCAUCUCCAUGUUCAUCCAGAGCCACAAGCCCCACGUCAAAGCCGCCAUAACCCAAUCCUCCAUCCCCGUCGCCGCACUGGUUCUCGAUAUGUUUGGCACCACCAUGAUCGAUGUGGCCCACGAGCUCGGCAUUUCGUCAUACAUCUUCUUCACCUCCACCGCAGCCAUGCUCGCCACCUCGCUCCACCUUCCAGCUCUCCACGACAGGAUUCCAGUAGAAUUCGAGGAACUGGAAGGCGAUGUUGACAUCCCGGGAGUGCCCCCCGUGCCGCCGCUGUACAUGCCGAGUCCCUUCCUGAACAAGAAGAGCCCGGUCUACACCUGGUUCCUCUACCACGGGAAACGAUUGCUCGAAGCCAAGGGCAUUAUAGUGAACACCUUGAUGGAGCUAGAGCCCGGGCCACUGAAGGCGAUGAUGGAGGGCCUCUGCGUGCCAAGCCGCCCCACGCCGGCCAUCUAUCCGGUAGGACCCGUCAUCGCUCUCGAGGACAAGAAAGACAGAGGUAAUUCAGAACGGCACGAGUGCAUCAAGUGGCUGGAUGGGCAGCCACCGGCGUCGGUGGUCUUCUUGUGCUUCGGGAGCAUGGGCAGCUUCGGAGCUCCACAGGUGCGAGAGAUGGCUCUCGGGAUGGAGCGAAGCGGGUACCGGUUCUUGUGGUGCCUGCGAGCUCCUUCGACGGGAAAAUUCCGGCAUCAGGUCGACGCGAAUUUGGCGGAGGCGUUGCCGGAAGGUUUCUUGGAGAGGAAUAGAGGAAGGGGACUGGUGUGGCCAUCUUGGGUGCCCCAAAUGGAGAUACUGGCACACGGAGCAGUGGGGGGAUUUGUGACCCACUGCGGGUGGAAUUCGAUCCUGGAGAGCUUGUGGUUUGGGUUGCCGAUGCUCGGGUGGCCGCUUUUUGCCGAGCAGCAUCUGAAUGCCCUCGAGAUGGCGAGAGAGAUUGGGGUGGCGAUGGAGCUCAAGGUGGACAGAAAGGGUGGGGGAUUCGUGGGAGCGGAGGAGUUGGAGAGGGGAGUAAGGUGUUUGAUGGGGAACUCUGAGGAGGGAAGGAAGGUAAGGGCGAAGGCUGCAGAAAUGAGAGGGGCGAGUAGGAAGGCCAUGAGCAAAGGGGGCUCGUCCUAUGUUUACAUGGAGCAGCUGGCGGAGGAAAUAAGAAAAGGGACGGUUUGGACCAAAUGUUGAAAUGCUGCAUUUUUUCUCUUGCGAGAUAUACUGUGCUUAUCAUAUUGAAUGUUCCCAUGGGUGAGCUUGGUUUCUUGGGGUAAUGUUGCAUUUGUUAUGGCUAGUCAUGACAUAUACUGUACAUGCAAGGAAAAGCUUGAAUGACAGUGAUCGAAGCAUCAAUGGCUUUGAUGUCAUUAUAUAAAUGAGCUCCUAUUUCUAA
This is a messenger RNA of Elaeis guineensis (African oil palm), 1714 nucleotides long. RefSeq names its product malvidin galactosylase UGT88C3-like. Gene Ontology annotation, molecular function: UDP-glucosyltransferase activity. Lineage: Eukaryota; Viridiplantae; Streptophyta; Magnoliopsida; Arecales; Arecaceae. The record is from RefSeq and is a predicted model, not a curated record.